AUGUCCGCGAACGGGUCAGCGGCGACCGAGCCGCGGCUCUGCCACGUGCGGAAGUCGCCUGACUUUGACGGAUACGGUUUCAACCUGCACGCCGAAAAGGGGAAACCUGGGCAGUAUAUCGGUAAAGUGGAUGAAGGCUCACCGGCAGAGACGGCGGGGUUAAAACGCGGCGAUCGCAUCUUGGAGGUAAACGGGCAUAGCAUCGCGGGCGAAACACACAAACAAGUGGUAGCGCGCAUCAAAGAGCGGCCUGACGACGCCGAGCUUCUGGUAGUGGCGCCUGCGCCCGGCGAUCCGGUACUGGAUCUGGACGCUGUUCCAAACCGUGUCCAGUCCGCUAACAGCGAGCGACGCGAAAGUCCGCCGCCCUCUGAGGCGCCGCGGCUCAACCUGCAGAUGACCGCUGCGGAGAUGCGCGCUCACCUCGCGGCCAAGAAGAAGGUCGACCCCAAGAAGGUGCCCAUGGACCUCAAGUCCAAGUUCGACAUCGUCAAGAAACUGUAGCCGCGAGUGAAGUGUAGUGGUGUUGUGCAUUGUUGUUAUUAAUGUGUAGUGUCGCAAUGUCACAUCGCGUUUGUACAUAAUGGCCGUAGUAGUAUGCAAUGAAGGUUGCAUGCGCGCGCGGCGUUGCCAGCUCGCGCGGGCGGGCGCCCGCGACCGGGGCGCGCGCCAUGUCUCGCGGCUCCCACGCCCUCUGAUGUAAAAUAUUUUAUGCCUUCCAUGAAUUGCCAUUGAAUAAAAUUAUUGUACAUACAUGUAGUUGCUACAAUUCGUUUAUAUAGUAAAUAGGAAUAUUGAUUUUUAUAUAUAUUUAUUUACUAUGUUCGAAUGAAAAUAUUUGAUUUUAAUGUUUUGAUUUAUUACUGUAGAAUAACUUUAUUAACAUUAAGUGCAAUUAUUGUUGAAUGAUCAAUAAAUAUUAUUUUACCCG
This is a messenger RNA of Diatraea saccharalis (sugarcane borer), 931 nucleotides long. The record is from the annotation of a GenBank genome assembly. NCBI's taxonomy places the organism in Eukaryota, Metazoa, Arthropoda, Insecta, Lepidoptera, Crambidae.